Messenger RNA from Lagopus leucura (white-tailed ptarmigan), 1209 nucleotides. Its product is annotated as ribonucleoprotein PTB-binding 1-like. The transcript is spliced from 8 exons. The annotation marks the transcript as partial. The record is from RefSeq and is a predicted model, not a curated record. Gene Ontology annotation, molecular function: RNA binding. NCBI's taxonomy places the organism in Eukaryota, Metazoa, Chordata, Aves, Galliformes, Phasianidae.
GAGGUGCAAGAAAUGCUGUGCGACUUUGAGCUCCAGCACUGCUUUGUGGACAGGCACAGCGGAAUGGCUUCCAUCACGCUGUCAGACGCCGCCGCAGCUGAGCGCGCCCUGCAACGCCUGCAGCGCUGCACCCUGCGCCGUCACCGCCUGCACGCAGAAGUGCAGCCGUGCAGCGCCCUGCUCUGCGUGGCCCACCUGCCCCGGCGUUGCAGCCAGCAGCCGUGGGAAGCGUUGGUGCGGCCGUACGGCGCCGUGGGGCGGUGCUGGUUGGUGCACAGCCGGGCGUCGGGGCGCUGCAAGGGUUAUGGCUUCGUGGAGUAUUUGCACGAGGAGGCGGCUGCCGCGGCGCAGGCCGAGCUGCAGGGCCGGGCGCUGGGUACACAGGUGCUGUUCGUGCGUCGGUGCGACGGGGGAGGGGAGCUGAUGGAGGAGGAGGACUUGCACUCCAGGUGUUUGUGCGUGGAGGGGCUGCCCAGGGGCUACGCGGAUGGAGAGGGGCUCCGGAGGGUCUUCUCGGGGGUAUGCGGCCCCAAAUUCUGUCAGUUGGCCUGCGGGCCGGACGGGCAGCCGCUGGGAUUCGCCGUGCUGGAAUUCGACUCGGCAGACGCCGCUGAACGCGUGCAGGCCGCCAUGGACGGCGCUCUGGUGGGCAGCAGCCGUGUCUGCGUGUCCUUCUGCGCCCCCGGGCUGCCGGGCCACAAAAUGCUGCCCGCCCUCGUCGCCGUGCGCACUGCGGCUCAGAGCCGCGGCCGAGGGCUCCUCCCUGACCCCACACUGCUGCAGAUCCUCAGUGCCCUCCGCAGCCCCACUGCUGCCCCACUGCUGCACGGAGCCCUCGGGGGCAAACGGGGUCUCCUCGGCGCUGCCCCAUUGCUGCCCUUCUGCCCCACAGUGCUGCAGUCGGUGCUGCAGAACCCAAUGCGGAAGCCAGGGCUGCUGGGGGAGGCACCAUUGAGGGUGCUGCCCCACGGCGUCGUGGGAAUGCCAACAGUGAACGCUGCGCCGCUGCUGGGGGACACCGCCACUGGCGGUGACGUCCCCCCGUGCCCCCCGUUGGGCGGUGUUCCCGUGGCGGCGGAUCGUGACGGCCCCUCGUUGACCGCAUCCCUCCUCGGCCCCACCAACAGGCGGAGCGCCGGCGCUGCUCCAAGCCCCGCGACCCCCAUCGUUGCCCCCACACUGCCAGCAUCACACAGUGCCCCACCCAAG